Molecule: messenger RNA, 6803 nt
Organism: Anneissia japonica
Lineage: Eukaryota; Metazoa; Echinodermata; Crinoidea; Comatulida; Comatulidae
Product: ubiquitin carboxyl-terminal hydrolase 7-like
Exons: 32
Coding region: 477-3860 (1127 amino acids)
Biological process (GO): regulation of protein stability; protein deubiquitination
Cellular component (GO): nucleus; cytosol
Molecular function (GO): cysteine-type endopeptidase activity; protein binding; cysteine-type deubiquitinase activity
Source: RefSeq, a predicted model, not a curated record
CGAUUUUACUUUGUAUGUAUUAGCUAUUUCCUGAUGUAUUACAUGUAUUAUAAUGAUUCUUUGAAUAAUUUACCAAACAAUAUUUGCUUAAUUUAUAGUAGUAUUUUUAAAAAUAUCUGCUUCUACGAACUAUUCAUACGAUUUCGAUAACCCAUUCAGAUAUCCCACAAUACAUCAGUGACUGAAGUUUAUCGCCAUUUUUCAUUGAGUGCGGUGGCGCAGAAAGAGAUGCAGAUAGAAACGCCCGUAAAGUAUAUUGCAGCUAUCAUUUUGUUUUGAAGUCCAUUGAAUUCUUUUCUUCAUGAAUCCCCCUGCAUGCAGGGGUAACGACAGCAGAGAUUGGGCGCAUCGCGAGCAAGCACGUUAAGGUGCCCCCGGCGUCUCACAAAGCUCCGGCGUCUCAGGGCAGUGAGAAGGGCUCGCUCACGAAACAGAAGGGUGGUAAGCGAACGGGACAUAAGAAAGGUGCAAAUGGAAUGAUGAAUCACCUGGGUGAACAAGAUAAGAAGGACGAGCAAGACCGGGUGCAGAACCUUGACGAGACAGAGGAGAUGGAAACGCAAGAGGCACCAGGCGUAGAACUUCAGCCGGAGUUGGUCUCGUCAAAUCACGACUCGCCUGAUGUAGGCAAUAGGUCACCGGCAAAAGGCGGCAAAGAAGAUGACAACAGUGCGGUUGUGAAUGGCGACAUGGCAAUGGACGCACAGGAUGAAAAUCCAGACCCUGAUGAAGAGUGGUUAGAACAAGAUGGGAGUCGGUCACAGGCAACAUUCAGUUUUACGGUAGAGAAUAUCAGCAAGCUGAAGGAGACCGCUCUCAGUCAACCAACUAUCGUCAGGAAUCUGCCAUGGAAAAUUAUGGCAAUGCCUCGGUCCAGCCACAAUGAGCGCACAACGAAGAGCCUGGGAUUCUUCUUGCAGUGUAACGCCGAUUGUGAUUCCCCACAAUGGUCAUGUCAUGCAGCUGCAGACCUUAUACUGAAGAACCACAAGAAGGACAAAGAAGAUCACGUAAAAAGAAUCACUCAUGUUUUCUACAAUAAGGAAAAUGAUUGGGGAUUUGGACAUUUCAUCUCAUGGCAGGAUUUGCUUGAUCCAGAGAGGGGGUUUGUGGUGGAUGAUUCUAUCGACCUAGAGGUCAAAGUGUUCGCUGAUGCUCCUCAUGGUGUAAGCUGGGAUUCCAAGAAGCUGACAGGCUAUGUUGGUUUAAAGAACCAGGGUGCUACCUGUUAUAUGAAUUCUUUACUACAAGCGCUUUUCUUCACAAAUAAGUUAAGAAAAGCAGUGUACCUAAUGCCAACAGAGAGUGAUGACUGUUCCAAGAGUGUACCAUUAGCAAUGCAAAGAGUGUUUUAUGAGUUGCAGUACAGUGACAAGGCAGUAGCCACAAAGAAACUUACAAAGUCUUUUGGUUGGGAAACAUUAGAUUCCUUCAUGCAACAUGAUGUUCAGGAACUGUGUAGAGUGCUGUUAGAUAAUAUGGAAUCCAAGAUGAAGGGAACGUGUGUAGAAGGUGUGAUGCCAAAACUCUUUGAAGGAAGAAUGUCUUCCUAUAUCAUGUGCAAACAUGUUGACUACGUGUCUACCAGGAUAGAAUCCUUUUAUGAUAUCCAGAUGAAUAUCAAAGGCAUGAAAGAUGUAUAUGAAUCAUUUCAUGAUUACAUUGCCAAAGAGAAUAUGGAGGGAGAAAACAAGUACGAUGCGGGGGAAUAUGGUCUUCAGGAGGCUGUGAAAGGUGUCCUGUUCUCUUUAUUACCACCAGUACUUCAUUUACAACUCAUGCGGUUCCAGUACGACCCUCAUACAGAUUCCAAUGUUAAAAUCAAUGACAGGUAUGAAUUUCCGUUCAAGUUAGAUCUAACGCCAUUUUUGAGCGAUCCAGAAGAAACGCCUUCAACGUAUACAUUGCAUGCCGUUCUUGUUCAUAGCGGCGACAAUCACGGUGGACAUUAUGUAGUCUUCAUUAACCCCAAAGGAGAUGGAAAGUGGUGCAAGUUUGACGAUGAUGUGGUGUCCCGAUGUACCAGGCAGGAAGCCAUCGAUAACAACUUUGGAGGGAAUGACGACGACCUUUCAGUUCGACAUUGUACAAAUGCUUACAUGUUAGUGUAUAUAAGAGACAGUUGUUUAGAUGACAUUCUUCAACCAGUGACAGAUGAAGAUAUACCAGACACAUUACAAAAAAGGAUACAAGAAGAAAGGAAAUUAGAGAUACAACGAAGGAAGGACAAAUCAGAAGCACAUUUAUACAUGCUGCUACGAGUUUACACAGAGGACCAAUUCUAUGGUCACCAAGGAAACGACCUCUUUGACUCCGAGAAGAUUAAAUCUAGGGAUUUUCGUAUUCGGAAAGACUUGAAUCUUGCCGGAGUCAUGGAGCUUCUAGCAGACGCCUAUGGUUACCCAGUAGAUAAUAUGCGGAUUUGGCCAAUCAGCUACAGAACAAAUCAGACAUACAGGCCGACAACGUUAGAAGUUGAAGACGCAGAAAAAACGGUGCAUGACAUUGCCGAAAAUGAUCCGAAUUGGUUAGUAUUUUUAGAAACGGCAGAUCCCGAACAGCAAGCUGCGCUACCACAAUUUGACAAAGAUAGCGACGUCCUUCUCUUCCUCAAGAAGUACGACCCAAAGACUAAAACGAUCUCGUACUGCGGACACAUUGCCGUGUCUAUCACACAGAAGAUAUAUGAACUUAUACCAACUUUGUGUGAAAGAGGGGGUUUUCCAGAAGGAACUUCUCUAAUAAUUUACGAGGAAGUGAAGCCAAACUUAACAGAAAAGAUACAAGAUUUGAGGCUACAGUUAGACAAAGCAUUGGAUGAACUCAUGGAUGGAGAUAUCUUAGUAUUUCAAAGGGAUGACUCGGACAAUGAUCAGUAUGAGCUGGCAACAGCCAAGGAAUAUUUCCGUGACCUUUACUACCGAAUAGAGGUUGUGUUCUGUGAUAAGACAAACUUAAAUGAUCCUGGAUUUACAAUAACGUUAUCUGUCAAGAUGAACUAUUUCCAGAUAGCCAAAGCUGUUGCUGCCAAAUUAGAUACAGACCCCAUGCUGCUGCAGUUCUUCAAAGCACAGACGCAUCGUGAUGGUCCUGGACACCCCAUUCGCUGCACUUAUGAAGGUACUCUACGUGACCUCAUACUUCCUUUAAAGCCAAGAGGAAUCAAGAAACUCUAUUAUCAAAGGUUGACAAUCAAAAUCAAUGAACUUGAAAAUAAAAAGCAAUUUCGAUGUGUAUGGGUCAGCAGUAAACUGAAAGAAGAGGAGAUGGUCCUUUAUCCUAAUAAGGAUGACACAGUAGCGGGUCUACUGAUGGAGGCCAAAUCGCUGAAGCAUCACACGCUAGGCCACAAUGGCUCUGGCAAAUUAAGACUUCUAGAAGUUAUUAGUAACAAAAUUCAUCAGGUGCCACAGGAAGAUGUCUUGCUGGAAUGUCUAAAUCCAGCGGGCACAAAAACCUACAGGAUAGAGGAAAUUCCUGAGGAUCAGCUGGACUUAAAUGAGACUGAGCUGCUGCUCUGUGUUGCACACUUUCAGAAAGAAGUCUUCUCCAUGUUUGGUGUUCCGUUUCUAAUUAGGGUCCAAGAUGGUGAACCUUUCACAGAUGUUCGUGAACGAAUCAAGCAGCAAUUAGAUAUCUCAGAAAAAGAACUUGAAAAGGUCAAGUUUGCUAUUGUUGUAAUGGGUAGGGCAAACUAUAUAACAGAGGGUGAAUACAGAGUGUCAAUAAAGGACUUUAUGCCACAAACAGUUGGAGCUGGAGCUAUGCAACCGAAGCCUUGGCUUGGCCUUGACCAUGUCAACAAGAACAAGCGCUCUCGUUAUAAUUACUUUGAAAAGGCAAUUAAGAUUCUAAAUUAGGACAGAUGGCGCCCUCUGUUGAGCUGUAUUUCAUGUGCUUACUUUACCCAAGCUAGAGUUCACCACCUUGAAUGUUACCAGGAAUGCCGAAUCUGGAGAGAGUUGCCACCUGUAGACCAGUGGCCUGAAACAAGACAAAGUGCCUCGUUGGUUAUUCAAAGAAUUCAAACUCAAUGAGAUGUAGAUACAUGUAGCAAUGCUAAAACCAAGGCUUGGUAGCUCAAACACAAUAAACUACUUUAUAACUAUGGGUGUAUGAGGUGCUUAAUAAGAUGUGGUGUUAUGAAGUACCUGAUGAACCAUGGUUGCUUAUGGUAUUUUACUGAACUCGGUUGUAUAUAUUACCUGGUAAACUAUGGUUGCAUUUGGUACUAUACCUGCUUUAGUUGUAUGAGGUACCUGGUAACCCAUGUUUGCUUAUGGUAUUUUACUAGCCUUGGUUGUAUGUAUUACCUGGUUAACUAAUGGUUGCAUAUGGUACCGUACUUCCUUUGGUUGUAUGAGGUACCUGGUAACCCAUGGUUGUUGUACCUGGUAAACUAUGGUUGUGUGAGGUAACUGGUAAUCAGUAGUCUGGUGAGGUACCUGAUUGACCAUUGUUGCAUAUGGUACUUGACAACCAUGGCUUGAUAAACCAUGUUUUUAUGAGGUUCCUUGUGAACUGUGGUUGUAUGAAGUACCCACUAAAACAUUGUUGUAUCAUAUGAACCAUUAAGGUAUGAGGUAACAAUGGGUUUACAAAGUAUACAUGGGUUCAUAAGGUAUCUGAUAGAACACUGGUGUGUGAGGUACCUCAUAAUUCAAGCAUCAUGAUCCAUCUUUACUAUAUUCUUACUGAAUAUAGAUAUAGUAAAGAUCCAUCUUUAUUAUAUUCUUACUGAAAUAUACUCUGGUUACCACGAUCUGCCAACCUGAUAAACAAUGGCCUAAAUAUAAUGAAUAUGUAUCAAGUGAAGUGUUAAAAUUUAUGUAAUUUGUUUAUUUACAAAUUUCCGCAUGCAAGGAAAUGAAUCCAUAUACAAAUUAAUAUGUCAAUGUGUUAGUUUCCAUGUUUUUUAUUGAAGGUGUAAAUAUCCACUUAUAUGGGUUUAGUAUUGGUAGGGAAAUAACCUCCUUUAGGUAAUACAUUUUGUCCACAACAACUUAUUGAACCUUAGUGUUUUGAUAAUAAAUCCCAUGGAAUGUAACUUUGUAAGAACUGAUAUCUAAUCUCAUAGCUCUGUUAAGCAAAUGGUAAUGGACCGUUCUGCUAAGCCACGCCCCUUGGAUAUUGUUGCAAAGGUCCCACAUAUUCCUGGCACUGUUCUGAUUGGUCAGUUGAUUGACAUUACGGAAGGGUCCAUUGUCUUGGGUUCUUGAUGGGGAUAUAUGUUCUUUCUCCAAAAAAACACAAAAAAUCCAAUUAGCAUAAUUAAGUUUCAAUUGGACUUUACAUUGAUGACAUUUUGUCUUUAUAUCUUCUUGGCAUUUAUAGGUAAAUAUUCUGCUGACCUGAUUCCACUAUUGAAUACUCCCAGGCAAGGUAUCUAACCUGUUGGCCUGGAUUUAAUUAAAGCUUUAAUCCUUGUAGAAAGCAUAGGGUUUUGAUAGCUUGGCUGGUACUGGGUAUUGGCUCAUACAAGAAAAAAAGGGAAACUUUGUUGUACUUUGGAAUCUUAGCAGAUUUCAAGAUUAUCUUUUAAUCUGUUCAAGAUUAUCUUUUAAUCUGUUCAAGAUUAUCUUUUAAUCUGUUCAAGAUUAUCUUUUAAUCUGUUCAAGAUUAUCUUUUAAUCUGGGUACUCACUGCGCCCGACGAUCGUCGGCCGACAAAAUUCUAUGAAGUACUCAGCGUGACAACGCGCAUCCAACACAUCGUUUUUAAUGACGAUCUGUUCAGACUGCCCAGGCCAAUCAGCAGACGGCAUCACGUCUAGCGAACACGGAGCAGAGUUGGAUUGUUGUGCGAUGGUAUUACGACCGUCUUACGGCGCAUUGAUUGCCUGGCUUCAAUGUAUAUUAAAUGCAGAAUCUUCUUGUGCUUAAGGGUUCUCCAUAAGGUGUAGUCAUUUUAUAUGUUGUUAUGUAAUAUACAUGUAUAAUUGUUAAAAUUACAACUGAAUUAAUCAGUAUUUCUCCAGCUACUUAGAAAUUUCAACCUUAAGAAUUCAUAGGAACAAAAUCUUUGGAGAAAGUGAGUGUUUAAAACAUUAGUAAAUUCAUUUAAGAAAAAAGAUAUAAUAUGAUACUGAAGGUAAUUCUUUACAAAGAAAAUGCUAUAGAGGAAAAAAAAAAUGUAAUUGAACACUUCAAAAAUUGAGUUUCUAGCAUAUUCUAGAUAAGUAAAUAUAGCUUAUUCUUGUAAUUAUAUAAAAUACUUCUUUUUUCAUUAUGAAUUUUUCCUUCAUCCUACAUACUAUACUGAUUAUAUUUUAUAUAUUUAUUAAGUUUUGAUUUCUAAGAGUUUAGAGGGCGUAAGAUGCUUAUUGGUGUAUAGUUAGCUCUUUGACCUUGAAUUUGUGAAACAUAGACAGCACCAGUCAUAUUCCUCCCUCUAUUUCAAUGCUUAGCCUGUUUAUGGACCUAUUGGUCUGUUGAUUCUUCUUUUUAUAUUCAUCUGUUGGAGUUAAUAGGUUAUCUUUUCAAAAAAGUGAUCGCACCAACAACAUUUUACCAGAAUUGUUUAUAAAAUUUCAAAGAUUGUUGUUUGUAUAUUCUAAAAAAAAAUACAUAACAAGCUAAACAAUAAUCUCAAUGAUCUUAUUCUGAUCUUUGUAGAAUGUGUUCUUUUUGUUUUUUUAAGUUUAUUGGUGAGUUGAAGCAUAAUGAAAACAUUUAUAAUCAAUAACUUGGGGUAAAGUUGUUGAAAACGAUGUGAAUUGUAUAAAUAGAUAAUAAAUGAAUAAAAGGCAAGUGAAAUGCAUUCAACACAUUGGAUGCCUUGAAAAUCAAUCUGGCUAUCUGAAA